Messenger RNA from Aspergillus wentii DTO 134E9, 1600 nucleotides. RefSeq names its product anaphase promoting complex subunit DOC1. Gene Ontology annotation, biological process: anaphase-promoting complex-dependent catabolic process; protein K11-linked ubiquitination. Lineage: Eukaryota; Fungi; Ascomycota; Eurotiomycetes; Eurotiales; Aspergillaceae. The coding region runs from base 123 to 1418 and encodes 431 amino acids. The transcript is spliced from 2 exons. The record is from RefSeq and is a predicted model, not a curated record. Gene Ontology annotation, cellular component: anaphase-promoting complex.
AUUUACACCUCUGCACGCAACAACAAUUACUCAAACCGCAAAUUCUAACCUCAUAUACUAGAACAAUACCGGGUACCAUAAUGCUCGCUUGAGGAUAAACAUCUCAGCCAACAACAAGAGCAAUGCCUCGUCAUCACCUACUCCGAAGACACCCCGCGCAAGACCAUCCAGACACGGACUCCCCGCAGCCACGCGCAGCAGCCAGAGUCGGCAAUGGAGGCAGCGUAAACCCACAGCUGCAGUUCACAACUCCUCCUAUGCGCGGUACACCCCAGUUACAUCCAUCGUCGGGACCGAUUGAGUCUAUCGAGUCGCCGCAUCAGCUUCAUGGUGCUUCUGCACCAGCUCUCUUCUCCUUGUUUGGGCGGGGUGUGACGAGUCGGCAACGGCCGCAGAUGAUGGAUGAGGAUGACGAAGAGGAGGAAGACGAGGAAGAAGACGAUUAUGAGGAUGGCUUUGAGCCUGAUCAGAGAAACUUCGACCUUGAUCCGGAAGCGAAUGAGGUUGAGAUAUCGGAUGAAGAUGCAGAUGGGAUGGUUGGAGAGGAAUAUCAGGAGGAGGAAGAGGAAGAAGACGAGAUGAUGCAAGAUCGAGAAAAGUCCCCCUCCCCUCUCCCGAGCAACCUGCGUGAGAUCUCCUCUCUUGCUUCAUGGACAGUUUCCACCCACAAACCGGGCUGUGGCGUCUCUGCUCUUCGUAACCCCUCGCCCAUGCAGUACUGGCAAUCCGACGGACCUCAGCCACACACGCUCAGCCUUCACUUCUUCAAACUCGUCGCCAUCGUGCGGAUCCGCGUGUACCUCGAUUUCGAAAUGGACGAGAGUUACACACCAACCAAGAUGAUCUUCCAGGCUGGCAUGGGCGGCAACGAUCUCGUGGAGUUUGCAACCUGGGAAGGAGAAGCACCAUGUGGCUGGGUAGAUGUGCCUCUUGAAGGCGUUGGAGGCCGAAGCGGCGGCUGGGUGAGAAGGAAACGGUUAAAACGCACUCGCACUCGAGGUAAAGGCGAAAAGGGACAAACGAAGUACAUAUUCUCCGAUCCCGAGAACCAAAUCGAAUACGACGAAGGGGCGUACGAGGACGAUGAUGAUGAAACGGCCGAAGACGACGACGACGAUGACCCGUACGCUGGGAAUGUCCUGAAAGCCAUGGUGCUGCAGAUGCGCAUCAUGGAGAACCACCAGAACGGAAAGGAUACGCACGUUCGUGGAUUCCAGGUAUUUGCUCGUGACGAUGGCCGCCAGCGGAUGGGCGCCGGGCCAUCUGCUAACGAUGGUCGGAUUCGGAGACACAGCAUUCGCAAGUCCAUCCGUGGAGUUGCCAACGAUAAUGGAAGAGAUGGAAAUGGUGAUGCUGAUGGGGGAAAGGUAACUGGCUUAGAGGAACCAGAUUGGAUGGGAGAGCCAGUGAUUCGAUAAUGCAUUCAGUUCACAUUGUGGAUUGAAGGCCAUUGAUGGCGCUUUUCUUUUUGUCGCGACCAACAGCAAGGGAGACGGAAUAGUGGACGGCAAAAAAAGACUGUUAUAAAAGGGGAUUUGAUCCAUUCGGAGUUUCUCGGUUGUUAAGAUACCCAUUCUUCAGUUAUAGCUAAUAUUAAGGA